AUGAGUAAAAAGAAAGCCAAGGAAUGUGAAUAUAGAGUUACAAAAAAAGCAAAACAAAAUCGAGAUGAAUACUAUCGGGCACUACUGAGAUCGUCGAAACAACAGGAUGUUAUUGAUUCAAUACAGGAACCUUGGCCUGCACCAAAAACAAAUGCUGAACGUUGCCGAGCCUACCGAGCACGUCAAAAAGCAGCACGUCAACAAAAUUCACAAGAAGUUAUUGAUACGAUACAGGAACAUUUAGUAGAAGAGGGCAGCUCACACGGUCUAAAUUUACAGAAAGCUAAAACAUCCACAGAACGUGUGCACGCAUACAGAGCACGACAAAAAAAUAAGGACACUGAUAAACCUCGGCCUGCACCAAAAACAAAUGCUGAAUAUUGCCUAGCCUACCGAGCACGUCAAAAAGCAGCACGUCAACAAAAUUCACAAGAAAGUUUGGUAGAGAGUGAUGCCUCCAUUGUAGGUCCAAACUCACAGCAACAAAACUCAAUAAAUAUGCGACAAAUGGAUUUAGACUUUAUCGCCCAUCGUAAUAAUGGUUCAGAUGAAGAAUCCAAUGAAAACCAACCAAAUGUUAUCGUUGUCCACGCUGAAGUGCACAGAGAUAGUUCGCAAUCUAUAGCCAGAACAUCCACAGAACGUGUGCAGGCGUACAGAGCACGACAAAGGAAAAAUUCAACGCAAUCAAAAUCACAGCCCAAAACAGUAGCAGAACGUGUCAGAGAGUAUCGGAAAAGACAAAAAGAAAAAUUACAUGGUGGUAAAAAUCAAACUUAUAAUAUUGAUGAAAACAAUGAUAAUAGUGAGGAUGAAGAUGACGGGGAACUUAUAGUCAAGUGGUGUAUGAAUAUGAUAAAAGGCACUCACAAUCUUCACUUUAUGUAG
Molecule: messenger RNA, 888 nt
Organism: Macrosiphum euphorbiae (potato aphid)
Lineage: Eukaryota; Metazoa; Arthropoda; Insecta; Hemiptera; Aphididae
Source: the annotation of a GenBank genome assembly